UAACAUCAGGAAAUGAUGAACAUUUUUUGGAUGUAUGAAGGUUUUAAUAUUUCUUCAGAAGACUUUUUGCAGGGCUUCACCAGUACAGUUCUUUCCAUUUUAUUCAAAUCUCAAGCACGGUAAAAUCAGCGCUACUGUAUAAGUCUACAAGCCCUUGUAUAAACAAGAAGUCUGAUCAUUGCUGACGGUCUGUGCUUUUUCUGUUUGUGGUACAGGAGAAAUUAACACCAGAAAAGCUGGCGCAAGAACAUCACAAAGUCUCUCCGAUGUUUUAUACACACCUGUUAUAAAAUUAUCAUGGAGAAUUCAACUGAAAUUGUGUUUGUUCUACAAGGACUGAAUGAGACGAAGUCGAACAAACACACAUACUUUGUCGUCACUCUUCUCGUUUAUCUUUUUACUAUUUUAGUGAACCUGACUUUGAUCGUGACCAUUAUUCUGGAGAAAACGCUCCAUGAGCCCAUGUUUAUAUUUCUGUGUAACUUGUGUGUAAAUGGCAUAUUUGGUGCCUCUACAUUUUAUCCUAAAAUAUUGGUGGAUCUUUCAUCUGACGUGAGUGUUAUUUCGUAUGAAGCGUGUCUGGCUCAAAUGUGUGUAAUAUACAGCUACGUCUUCUGUGAAUUUACUACGUUAGCAGUGAUGGCUUAUGACAGAUAUGUCGCGAUAUGCAAGCCGCUGAAUUACCACUCAAUCAUCACACCUGGGAAGGUGGGGAAAAUGCUGCUUUUUACCUGGCUGUUUUCCAUCACUGAAUCAAUUAUUGGAAUGAGCCUGGUAGCCAGACUACCCCUCUGUGGAUUCAACAUCGAAAAGAUUUACUGCGUAAACUGGGCAGUGGUAAAGCUGUCAUGUGUGGGUACCACUAUCAACAACAUAUACGGGUACAUUCUCAUGUUUUCUCAUAUUUCACAAGCAGUGCUAAUCUUGGUUUCCUAUAUUAAUAUCGUAAAAGCAUCGGUGCGAUCGCAGGAACAACGGAGUAAAUUCAUGCAGACCUGUUUGCCCCACUUAAUCACAUUGACCAAUUUCUUAAUCGCACUAGUUUUUGACAUCAUGUACGCUCGCUAUGGUUCCCGCAACCGUCUGCAGCCUCUCAGCAAUUUCCUGGCCUUGGAGUACCUCGUUGUCCCGCCGCUCCUAAAUCCCAUUAUUUAUGGCUUGAAAAUGAACCAGAUCCGCAGGAGAAUCUUUAGAACUUCACGUCCGAAAAUUGAUGCUCUAAAGUGAAUGUUGUUUUUACUUUCCCCUCCAGACAGGAAAAUAUUUUUUUUAAAAAUAUGUGCUUGAUUGAAUUUUGCAUAUGUAUCUGAAAUAUUGGUGUUUGAAUUGUUAUCAGUCUCAUUUACUACCUUAAUCUUCAUUAAGAUCAAUCCUAAUUUUUCUUGUGAUGUGCUUUCGUUUGCAAGCCCAGUAUAGCCUACUUUAAUUCUCUCGCACCCCUGCAGGUAUGUGCCUGGCAGGCAGUAGCCUACCAAAUUUUAGCCUCAGUGCUUGCACAAUGAAGCUGCUUCAUGGUUAAGAACCUUAACCUUCGCCGCAGGCUACACCAAGUGUUCCAAGCGCAGAUAAUUCCUUUGGCACGCACGGCCCAAGCGCCUGGAUAUUAAACGCAAUUGAAUUUGAAAAUGUGUUUAUCAGGGAAUAUAUUCCUGAAUUUAUAGGCAACUACUGUGACCUUAUCGUUGUCAUAUUAUGUUAGUCUGUAAUAUCUACAAGAAAAAAUAAAUCACCGUUAAAUUUAAUAUAUCGAAAUGAAAUGUAUCAGGAAACACUUUCUAUGCUGUAAAGGACGCCGUAGAUCAUAAAACGUAGACUAAACCUUACGUAUGGAAAAUAUUCACUUAGUUUUGACUCAUAGAGUUAUGAUUUAGUUUGUAGACGAACAAGUGACGAA
Anguilla rostrata (American eel) is the source of this 1894-nucleotide messenger RNA. Its product is annotated as olfactory receptor 8I2-like. Gene Ontology annotation, molecular function: G protein-coupled receptor activity; olfactory receptor activity; odorant binding. Gene Ontology annotation, biological process: G protein-coupled receptor signaling pathway; detection of chemical stimulus involved in sensory perception of smell. NCBI's taxonomy places the organism in Eukaryota, Metazoa, Chordata, Actinopteri, Anguilliformes, Anguillidae. Gene Ontology annotation, cellular component: membrane. The coding region runs from base 298 to 1227 and encodes 309 amino acids. The transcript has a single exon. The record is from RefSeq and is a predicted model, not a curated record.